This is a messenger RNA of Cannabis sativa, 1729 nucleotides long. RefSeq names its product AUGMIN subunit 4. The record is from RefSeq and is a predicted model, not a curated record. Bases 199 to 1494 code for a protein of 431 amino acids. Gene Ontology annotation, biological process: spindle assembly. Gene Ontology annotation, molecular function: microtubule minus-end binding. The transcript is spliced from 13 exons. NCBI's taxonomy places the organism in Eukaryota, Viridiplantae, Streptophyta, Magnoliopsida, Rosales, Cannabaceae. Gene Ontology annotation, cellular component: HAUS complex.
UUUUUUUUUUUUUUUUUUUUUUUUUUUUUUUUUUUGUGAUGUUGAUUUGAACCUGUUCUUUAAGGCUUGCAAGAAAGAGGGAGUUUGGUGAAAGGGAGGGGAGAAUGGGGAUUUCCGAAUUGGGUUUCAGGUGAGACACAACACCAAAAAACAGCUUCGUGUUGGAACGUAGAGGGAGAAGAAAGAAGAAAGACGAUUAUGAUGAAGGGGCUUCAUCAAGGGCAAAAUCUCCCACCAGACGUCACCCAAGUGAUCGAACAGCUCGAGCGCCAUUGCUUGGCCCCAGAUGAUUCUCUCGUCUCUAAGUCCUGUUACUACGACCUCCAACUGGCGAGGGAGGAAAUGUUUAGGGAAAGGCUUCGCUACUUGGAAGCUAUGGCAAUUUACAGUGAGGCUAUAGCAAUGGUGGAAGACUAUCAACAGGCGGUUUCGGUGGCUAACCUUGGAGGAAUUCGGGAUGUGCAGGGCUUAUUCAUGCAACUUGGGUUAAAGAAUUCCCCUCAGGUGUAUGAGACUUUGGAGCAUCGUAUGGUUGUUGCUGAAGCAGCUCAAAGGUUGAGGCUUCCUCUUAUUUCAAAAGAUGGUGAAUUUCGUGAGGAGGAAAUUGAGAAAUGCAGUAUCUUGUCACGAAGUUCCCUUGACAGUACAAGUAGUAGUAUUACAAUCAGCUCAACCUCCAAUUCAACCAAUUACACAACUGCCAAUAGCACUUCCAGUGCUGCAAAUACUAUUCUUUCUAUUGCUACCGAUUCAGAACCUGGAGUUGGUGGUGUUCCUAACCGCUUCCUUGGAAUUACACCUGCUUAUUUAUGGCAAAGUCAACUCCAGCAGAACCCCUUGUCCAUUGAUAUGACAGAGUACCAGUUGUGUCUUUCCCGUGAGAUUGAGGCUCGUUUAAAAGCUAAAUGUGAUACUUUAGCUGAUGCUUUUAUAAUGGAUGACAUAGAUUCAUCAUCUGGACAUCAAAAUUCAAGUACACGAAUUCCAGAAAGGGUUAAAUUCAUCAUAGAAGAGAUUGAAAGGGAAGAAGCUACUCUAAGAGAGGACCUGUACUCUGCAGAUAGAAAAUUUGCUGAAUAUUAUAGUGUCUUGGAGCAGAUACUGGGCGUGCUUAUUAAGCUUGUAAAAGAUUUGAAGCUGCAACACCAACAUAAAUAUGAUGAACUACAGAAAACGUGGCUCUGCAAAAGAUGUGAGACCAUGAGUGCAAAAUUGAGGGUUUUAGAAAAUGUUCUUCUUCUUGAAACUUACACUCAGGAAUCAAUACCAGCUCUACAUAAAAUAAGGAAAUAUCUUGUUGAGGCUACAGAAGAAGCUUCUAUUGCAUACAACAAAGCGGUUACGCGUCUUCGUGAGUACCAAGGUGUUGAUCCUCACUUUGAUUCAAUUGCAAAACAGUACCGUGAAAUUGUAAAGGACUUGGAAACCAUGCAAUGGACAAUCCACCAAGUUGAAAUGGAUCUGAAGCGCUUACCAGAUCACCCAAAUGCGUAGUUUAUGUUAAAACAAACAAACAAGUUGAUUUUUUGUUGUUUAGUUUAUGUUACACAUCUUGGUCUGACUUCUUUGGUCUUAUAUUAGUGACUAUAAAACAUAUUGUUUAGAAUGUUUUCGAUGAUUAUCUCUUUCCAUGAUUGGCAGAAUGCAUUUGCUCCUUUAUGUUUUGGAAGGAUACAAACUGAUACAUACGAUGGGAUUUAGAAAAGAGUAUAAACUCUGAUUAACUUUA